UUCGAGAUGCGAUAAGAUGUUUCGGUAACCACGUGAUGACGUCAAAAUAUGGCGUUUCAAUCAGCUGGGUGUUGUGUAGAGUGUGCUUGAGAUGCCCGUCUUUAGAAAAUCUACGAAGACUGCCGUCUGUCUACUCCAAUACUGACAAAAAAAAUACUUCACACAAUAUGCCACCAGAUAGACCAGAUGCAUCUGAUGUGGAAACUGGUAUAGGACUAAGUACACAAGUUUUCAACUUUGGAGAUACAGUAUAUACAAUGAAAGAAAAAGAAAAUGCAAGUGUUUUUGUUGAAACAAAUUCAACUGAUGAACUUUCUAUGUCUGAAAAAUCUAUUGAAAAAAAUAGUCAGUCAGAUGAUGAUCUGACUUCUUUAAGUUGGCUUCAUCAACAAAAUCUGUUAAAGGGUUUGGAUAUUUCAAAUCCUACUAAAGAAAUAAAAAAUGAAAAUGUUUUAAAUAAUAAUGUUUGUGAUGAUAUGGCAGACUAUUCUGAAAAUACUAAUUCUAUAUCAAGUUUAGAUGAUGGUUAUUGUCCAGGAGAUAGCAAUAGCAAGAUAAAUAAUACAACAUCACAUGGUAAUAAUCAAAAUUAUCAAGUCUCAAGUAAAAAUGGUCAAAAAUCAAUGCAAAUAUUUCAGGAAUCAGUAAAAAAUCAUUAUAGUAUUUCACAAAACAAUCAGACGAAGAUUUCUUUAAACAACAAUAAUUUGCCAGUCUCAAAUCGCAACAAACACCCAACUCAUAUACCAUAUGAUCCUCAUUUACAUAGAAACAGUAAACCUCCAUAUUCAUUUUCUUGUUUAAUUUUCAUGGCUAUUGAAGAUAGCCCUGUAAAAGCUCUACCAGUCAAGGAAGUGUAUGCUUGGAUUUUGGAUCACUUUCCAUAUUUUAGGAAUGCUCCAACUGGGUGGAAAAAUUCUGUUAGACAUAAUCUAAGCCUAAAUAAGUGCUUUCGUAAAGUAGAGAAAGCACCAAAUUUGGGCAAAGGUUCACUGUGGAUGGUAGAUGCCCAAUAUCGUCCAAACUUGAUACAAGCGUUAUCUCGUGCUCCUUUUCCUCCUCCAACUGUUCAAACUUUGUCUUCACCCGAAAAACCACAAAAAAAGAAUAUCAGUACACGUCUACCUGAUCCUACACUUUUUCCAUAUCUUUCCAAAAGACUGGCAUCGAGCAACAUUAUUGACAACACAGAUACCGAAGUAGAUAGCGAUGUAGAUGCAGCUGCAGCUGCUAUGCUUUCUUUUAAACAUGGACCUAUUAUUUUAAAUCAUAAUAAAGAUCGUAAGCGAAAAGUACCGGAAUCAGAAAUGUUGGUUCCUGUAAUUACUAGGAGUUCUAGUGAAGAUCACACUUACAGUUGUAUUACCUCAGUAAGACAAGAAAGUAAAUAUCCAAGGAAAGAAACAAAUACUGAUUUUGAUGAACAACGGAAAAUAGCAGAAGGUGCAGAUGCACUUUUAAAUUUAGCAGGUGUUACUACACCUCUUAACCACGGUAGGGCACAUCAUAUACAAAGUAUUAACUCGACGUCAAAAUCCGAGAGUUCAUCAAAACUAAAAAAACGUUCAGCUUCGAAUGAUUAUUCGAAUAUGUCUGAAAAAAGACGUAAGCAUUGGCCAAAAUGGAGUGAAGGAAAACGGUAUUUAAAGCAAAUUAUAUAAAAAUACUUUGGUCAUAUAUAUGUAGCAUCGCAAACUUCCUACUUUUCUUUUGAAACAUGAAUCUUUUAAAAUUCUAAUGUUUAAUAUGAUUUUUGAGACUUAAAUCUUCUACUGAGAAAAAAUUUAUAAAUAUAAGAUAAAAAAUGAUAUCUUAUUAUUUUAAAAAAAAAAUUUUAUCGGGUGCAUUUCUAUUUAAAACAAAGUUGGUAACAAAAGGAUGGCAAAAGAAAAUAAAAAAUUGGCGGUCGCUCAGGGUUUAGAACUUGCUGUAUGCCAAAAUAAAUAGCACUAAGUAACAAGCAAUAAUAGAAGAAUAGUGUUAAAGAAAAAAAAGAAUUACUUUUACAUGUUAUUAAGACAUGAAUUUAACUAUAA
Messenger RNA from Apis dorsata (giant honeybee), 2036 nucleotides. Its product is annotated as forkhead box protein N3-like. NCBI's taxonomy places the organism in Eukaryota, Metazoa, Arthropoda, Insecta, Hymenoptera, Apidae. Bases 36 to 1661 code for a protein of 541 amino acids. Gene Ontology annotation, molecular function: cis-regulatory region sequence-specific DNA binding; DNA-binding transcription factor activity. The record is from RefSeq and is a predicted model, not a curated record. Gene Ontology annotation, cellular component: nucleus. Gene Ontology annotation, biological process: regulation of DNA-templated transcription. The transcript has 6 exons.